UCUGUUUGUUACUGAUACUGUGCUGAAAUAAUCUACAUCAAUACCAUUGCGGAGUAUAUAUUUUGUGAAAUAUCGAGAUCAAAACAUUUUUUUAUGCUUAGAUAAUGUAGUAGUAGUAGAAAAAAAGAUAUAAGAUAUAAGAAACGAAAGUUACGUUGGAAAUCGAUUUAUCUUUCUAACAACUUUUAACUUGUGGUAGCACUGCGUUAAUACAUAACAACAACAGCUGAUUCAUUAGAAAAAUAAAAACGUGAUAGAUUAAUAUUUUUAUACCUAGUAAAUAUUAUUUUAAGUUAGAUUAAGUCUGAAAAUGUUUUUCAAAAUAUUUAUAAAAAAUUGUUCAUUGUUGUAUUAUCAACGAGAACAAAAAAUCACCAGAUUACGAAAAUUUGGGAUGUCUUUUACAGCAGCCGCAUCAAUUUUCACAUCUCUAUCCAAACAUUCUUUAGAUAUUAAUGAAUUUAUGGCACAACCGAUCACGCCAUUAGAAAAAUUAUCUUCCAACCCAAACGAUAUGAAAACAAAAAUGGAACUGAUGAUUUUGAAAGUACAAAAAGAAUUUUGUAGUUCUCUAGAAGCCGAAGAAAAUUGCAAUAAAUUCAUCGUCGACCGAUGGGAAAGGAAAGAAGGAGGUGGUGGCGUAACAUGUGUUUUGCAAGAUGGAAAAGUAUUUGAAAAAGCUGGAGUAAAUAUAUCUGUAGUUCACGGGAAUUUACCACCUGGAGCUGUUGCUCAGAUGCGCUCUAGAGGUAAAAAACUCGAAAAUGGACAGCUACCUUUCUUUGCUGCUGGUAUAAGUGCAGUCAUUCAUCCUGUAAAUCCAAUGGUACCGACAAUACAUUUCAACUAUAGGUAUUUUGAAGUAACAAGUGGUGAUGAAGUUCAAUGGUGGUUUGGAGGCGGUACAGACUUAACUCCUUAUUAUUUGAACACCGCAGACGCCGUACAUUUUCAUAAAGAACUCAAAGACGCCUGUGACAAACACGACAAAACUUAUUAUCCCAAAUUUAAGAAAUGGUGUGACGAUUAUUUCAAUAUCCCUCACAGAGGUGAAAGGAGAGGCGUCGGUGGUAUUUUUUUCGACGAUCUAGAUACACCCAAUCAGGAACAUUGUUUCGAAUUUGUUAAAAGCUGUGCUAACGCUGUGAUUCCUUCUUACAUUCCAUUAGUACAAAGACACAAAAUGACGAAAUACACAAACGUUGAAAGGGAAUGGCAGUUACUUAGAAGGGGAAGAUACGUAGAGUUCAAUUUGAUCUAUGAUAGAGGCACCAAGUUUGGUUUAUACACUCCAGGUGCUAGAUACGAAAGCAUAUUAAUGUCGUUGCCUUUAACUGCUAGAUGGGAAUAUAUGCAUGAACCAAAGGAAGAUUCGCCUGAAGGUGAACUUUUAAAAGUACUGAGGAAUCCUAAGGAUUGGGUGGAUUGUACUUGUGAAAAAUGAUGGAUUGACAAGAAUUUUCAAUAGAAAUAAAUUAAUAACAGAUAAAAUACAAGGAACGAGAGUGUUGUGGUGAAUAUUUGAUUUUUGGUGGUUAAAAUGGAAGGUUUUUGUAAUGUAAUUGAUGAUAAGGACCACAAUUUAUUCAUAUUUACUCUACUGAGCCCGUGUUUUUCCCUUAUAACUUUCACACUAUACAUAAAAUUCAAGUACUCUACAUUAUAAUAGAAUCUAACAUGAAUUCAACUCUUUCACUCUUUCAAUAAGAAUCUUAGUCAUCUAGGUUCUUUUUUUAGUAAAUUCUUAUCUUCCAGAAUACUUUUUAGAGAAAUUCCAGCUGCAUAAAUAAUUUUUGAAAAAAGUCUAGGUUACAAGAAGAUUUUUUAAGAAUUUUUAGCGUCUUGGAUUAUUUGUGAAUAAAUACUAGCAAACUGGAUAAAUUUUUAAAUUUUGUUGAUGUCCUAAGUGAUUCUUCAACAAAAUUUUAGCCUCCUAGAUGAUUUUGCAAUCAUUGCUAGGCUCUUAGUUGAGUCUCAACCAAAAUUAUAGCUUUCUGGAUUAUAUUUAAAAAAAUAUUCACUUUUUAGAUGAAUUUUUUUCAGGUUCUAGACUCAAAAAUGGUUUUUUAACAAAAUCGUACCCUCCUAAAUGAAUUUUAAAUAAAAGCAUUGUCUUCUAGUUGAUUUUUCAAAUAUAAAUAAACUUUCUAAAUGAUUUGUCAUAAAAUUUUUGUGUGUUUCACCCAUUUUUCAAUAAAUUUUAGCCCUCUUGGUGAUUUUUCAACCAUUGCUAGCCUCUUCAUUAAUUUUCAAUCAAAAUCAUAGCUUUCUGGAUUAUAUUUAAAAAAAUAUUCAUUUUUUAGAUGAAUUUUUUUUCAGUUUCUAGCUUCAAAAAUAGUAUUUCAACAAAAUCAUGCCCUCCUAGAUGAAUUUUAAAUCAAAUCCUUGUCUUCUAGUCAAUUUUUCAAGUACAACUCAAUUUUCUUAAUGAUUUUUAAUGAUUUUUCAUCAAAUUUUUGUAUGUUACACCCAUUUUUCGAUAAAUUUUAGCCCCCUAGGUGAUUUUUCGACAAUUACUAGCCUCUUAGUCAAUUUUUCACAAUAAUUGUAGCUCACUAAACUAUAUUUCUUCUUAGAUGAUAUUUCUCUAGUUACUAGCCACAACAAAUGGUUUUAAAAGAAUAUCAUACCCAUCUUAUUUAAUUUUUGACAAAAACCCUCGGCUACUAGACAGUUUUUCAACCAAAUCCCAACCUUCUAGAAGAUUUUUCGACAAAUUUUAUUGUAAUACGCCAAUUUUCAAAAAAGUUCAGUUCCCUAUGAUGUUUCAAUAUUUAUUAGACGAUUUUUCUCCUGUUGCCAACCUUAGAGAUAAUUUUUUUGAAUAAAAUCAUACCCGUUAGAUGAAUUUUCAACAGAAUCCCACCCUCCUAGAUGAUUUUUUUAUGAAAUUCUUAAUUAUUGAAGUAAAUGCUAACCUUAAUGAUUUUUCAACAAAUCUUACCGUCUUCACUCAAUUUUCAACAAUUUUUAACCCUCUAGAAGAUAUUUAAAUAAUUUCUACCCACUAUCUUAUUUUUUUUAACCAAAUUCUAGCCUUCUAGUUGAUAUUUUAGAAAAUAUUUUCCUUUUUGGAUGAAUUUUCUCAAGUUUACUAGCCUCACAGAUAGUUUUCCAACAAAUUUUAAUGCCCUGGUUAAUUUUUUCACAAAUAAUAGUUUUUCUAUACGGUAAUCAUUAAAUCCUAGCCCACUAGAUGUUUUUUUAACAAAUCAUAGCGACCUACUCCAGUUUUUAACACGUGUUAACAUCCUAGAUAGUUUUUAAACAAUGAUUAGCCUCAUAGAUGAAUUAUCAACAAAAUCUUAUCCUCCUGGGUUAUUUUUCUCCUAAUCUUUGCCUCCUUGAUGAUUCUAAUGUACUAAAUAAUUUUUGCAACAAAUAAGAGUGAUUUUUCAUCAAAUAUCAGCCUUCUAGAUUAUUAUUCAACAAAUACUGGCCUCCUGGGUGCUUUUUCUUCAAAACAUAGCAUCCUAAGUGAUUUUUCUCUUAAUCUUGGUCUUCUAAAUGAUUUUUUAAUAGUUUUUACAAUAAAUACGAGCUUCCUAAGUGAUUUUCCUCCAUUCUUAGCCAUCUUCAUGAUCUUUCAACGAAUCUAUUGUCUUUUACUAACAAAUAAUAACUUCCUGGAUGAUUUUCCCAUAAAUCAUAACCUCUUUAAUUAUUUUCAUACAAAACUCACCCUUCUACAUAUUUUUUUAACAGAUCCUAGGUUUUUAGCUUAUUCCUCUCCGAAUCUAGUUUUGUAGAUUAUAUUUUUAAAAAUCCUGGCCUCGGAGGUGAUUUUUCUUCAAAUCUCAGUUGCCUAGAGUAUUUUUCAACAAAUCAUAACCUUCAAAAUGAUUUUUCUAACCUAACCUAACUGCCUAGAUAAAUUUCCAAUAAAUCCUAGUGUCUUAUAGGUUUUUUAACCAAAAUCUAUCGUCCCGUUGGAAAUUCUCAACUCGUACUUAAUUUUUCUCGAAAUCCUAAACGAUUUUCACCAAAUCCUAGCCUCCCAUAUAAUUUUUUUCGAAAUCCUAAACGUUUUUCACCAAAUCCUAGCAUCCCAUGUAAUUUACCUCGAAACACUAACUUCUUAGAAAACAUAUAAUCAAUCCCAAAACUAUUAGCAUCACUCAAAAUAGUUUAAAAAGAAUAAAAAACACUUUUAUGACAAAAAUUUAAGAUGAAUAUUCACCACUAUAUUCAAUGAGUAUAAUUAAUAUUUUAUGCGAACAAUCCAUUUCAAAUGUUAAAAAAUCAUUGUUAUUUUGUGAAUAAAACAUUGGGUUAAUAUGUUACACAAAGUAUUAUAUUUUUAACCAAUCAUUGAAAAAAAAUUUGUAACAACGAUGGUAGACAAAUAUUCAAUGAGGAGCGUAGUUUUCUUUAAAAUAUCUAAUGAAAUUGACAGAAAACUUUGAAGCCCUAUUAUGAAAGCAAAAGAAUUCAUGAGAAAAAUAUUUUAUUUAAAACUUUUAUGUAUUCCCUAAUAACAACAACGCCAAUUCCUCUGCUUCCUUUACGGAAAGUGAAGAAUUCAUUUCUUUAAUUUUAUGUUUCUUUUUCUUUUUCAAAACAGUUUGUAAAUCAUCAAUUUU
Diorhabda sublineata is the source of this 4583-nucleotide messenger RNA. RefSeq names its product oxygen-dependent coproporphyrinogen-III oxidase (gene Coprox). Gene Ontology annotation, molecular function: coproporphyrinogen oxidase activity. Gene Ontology annotation, cellular component: cytoplasm; mitochondrial intermembrane space. The record is from RefSeq and is a predicted model, not a curated record. The transcript has 5 exons. Lineage: Eukaryota; Metazoa; Arthropoda; Insecta; Coleoptera; Chrysomelidae. Bases 311 to 1444 code for a protein of 377 amino acids.